AUGGCAAAGGAAUAUGUUCACGAUGAAGCAAAGCCAAAUCAGCGUUAUUCAGAUAUAUUGAAUGAACCACGGAAGUUGUUGUUGCCAAUCGAUGGUUAUCAAAAUGUUGCUUUGAUAUCUUUAGAAGAAGCAGUUAGGAAUAUUUCACAUUUAUUAGAUAGUGAUAUAUCUACCAAAGUUUAUAUAGCAAAAGAGAACAGUCGUCAUCCUGAGGAUGGACUUACACCAGACGAAUCUGCGUCCAUUCAUCUCUAUACAAUGGAAUCUGUUGAGGACGGUGUAAGUUUGUAUUUCAUUUUAAAUAAAACACUACGACUGGAAAAUCGCCAGCAUUUAAAACCGUGGUUUCCAUAUCUGAAAUUGUUAUUAACGGGUUUAUUCAAACUAAAAUCACAGAAGAAAACUGUAUGGCGUGGCAUUAAUGGCAACCUGAGUCAAGAAUUUGAUCAGGGUGCGAAGUUCAUUUGGUGGGGUAUCAGCAGCUGUACAGAAUCAUUAAAUGUUCUAGAAUCCGAACAAUUUCUUGGUAAAACCGGUACACGAACACUGUUUAAUAUUGAAUGCUUGAACGGAAAAAUGAUAAAGAAGCAUUCAUAUUAUCCAGCAGAGGAUGAAAUUCUUCUUUUACCGGCAACACAGUUCGAAGUUGUGGGUAGAGUGCAGCCUGCUGCCGGGCUCUACAUUGUUCAAUUGCGAGAAGUAAUACCUCCCAUUGUAUUUCUAAAACCCCCAUCAGGUUAUUCUGCACUUUCCAUCGAGGACGCUACACCAGAAACAUUACCAAAACCCUCAAAAACCUUAAAAGCAGGCAAUAAGGACUUAGCCAACACAGAGCCAGUUAAUGUGAAACAUUGUACAGUUUCUGCGAACGUCGAUACAUCACUUUUAGUCAAUCUCCAAAAUCUGAGACUGUCAAAAACCGAAAAAGAAAUGGUAGCAACAAUUCUUUCUGAUUCCGGAACAACGCUUUAUAUUGGGAGCAACCAGAUAUCAUUUGAAGGUAGAAAAGCAAUUGCAGAAGCCCUGAAAGUCAACCAGACAUUAAUAACGCUUAAUAUUGAGGGUAACCAGAUAUCAUCUGAAGGUGGAAAAGCUAUUGCAGAAGCCUUAAAAGUCAACCAAACAUUAACAACGCUUUAUAUUGGGAACAACCGGAUAUCGUCUGAAGGUGGAAAAGCUAUUGCAAAAGCCUUAAAAGUCAACCAAACAUUAACAACGCUUAAUAAUGAGGGCAACCAGAUAUCAUCUGAAGGUGGAAAAGCAAUUGCAGAAGCCCUGAAAGUCAACCGAACAUUAACAACGUUUAAUAUUUGGAACAACCAGAUAUCAUCUGAAGGUGGAAAAGCUAUUGCAGAAGCCUUGAACGUCAACCAAACAUUAACAACGCUUAAUAUUGGGAACAACCAGAUAUCAUCUGAAGGUGGAAAAGCAACUGCAGAAGCCUUAAAAGUCAACCGAACAUUAACAACGCUUUAUAUUGGGAACAACCAGAUAUCAUCUGAAGGUGGAAAAGCAAUUGCAGAAGCUUCAAAAUUAAAUGGCAUAUGCUCAGUUAAGGGUGUAUGA
Didymodactylos carnosus is the source of this 1566-nucleotide messenger RNA. NCBI's taxonomy places the organism in Eukaryota, Metazoa, Rotifera, Eurotatoria, Philodinida, Philodinidae. The record is from the annotation of a GenBank genome assembly.